UCUAAAGUGCCCUUCCCAAACAAGUGAACUUCUAAAGUGGAUUUAUGAGUGUGUGUUUGUAGAUUAUAAAUUAUUUUUAAGUACAACCUCCUCCACAUUAGCACACGCAUGAGGUUUAGUCACCAACAACCGCUGAAUGCCUUACGUUUACUUUUCGGAAAGAUUUACACAUUUCAGAGACUGACCACUUUACAGGAUGAGUUUAGGGGAGAUCAAUGAGAAUGUGAAGCUGGCUCGGGAAUACGCUCUGCUGGGGAACUACAGCUCUGCGGUGGUCUGUUAUCAGGGGGUCCUGGAACAGAUCAAGAAAUACCUCUACUCCGUCAGAGACUCCUCUCUACAGCAGAAGUGGCAGCAGGUUUGGCAGGAGAUAAAUGAGGAAACUAAGCAAGUUCGAGAGAUCAUGACAACACUUGAGAGCUUUCAGAUGGAGUCGACACCUUCUAAACCCAGCAGUUUUGCCCAGGACAAUGACAUUAUGCCUGUUCAUGUGGAGCACAGAUCGUCUCCAUGUGUAGUACGGAAAUCCUCUGUCCCGUAUAAAGACAGUAAAGGCCAUGGGAACAGGUUGAGCGCUGGUCCCCGCGGGCAGGCUCGACCCUCACCACGAGUGGCCAAUGGAGACAAAGGCAAACCUCAGAAAGCCAAAGAAAAGAAGGAGAACCCUUCAAAGCCCAAAGAAGACAAGAACAAAGCGGAGGCUGUGGAGACUGAGGUGAAGAGGUUUGACAGAGGAGGAGAAGACAAAGACCUGAUUGACACUCUGGAAAGAGACAUCAUAUCCCAAAAUCCCAAUGUCACAUGGGAGGACAUUGCUGACCUGGAGGAGGCCAAGAAGCUGCUUAAAGAGGCAGUGGUUCUGCCCAUGUGGAUGCCUGAGUUCUUUAAAGGAAUAAGACGCCCAUGGAAGGGAGUGUUGAUGGUAGGGCCGCCUGGCACAGGAAAGACGUUACUGGCCAAAGCUGUAGCCACUGAGUGCCGAACCACCUUCUUUAACGUGUCCUCCUCCACCCUCACCUCCAAAUACAGAGGAGAGUCUGAAAAACUUGUCCGGCUGUUGUUUGAAAUGGCGCGGUUUUAUGCGCCCACCACAAUCUUCAUCGAUGAGAUUGACUCCAUAUGCAGCCGCAGAGGAACCUCAGAAGAACACGAAGCCAGCAGACGUGUUAAAGCUGAACUACUCGUCCAAAUGGAUGGUGUUGGUGGGACAUCUGAAAAUGACCCAUCAAAAAUGGUAAUGGUCCUGGCAGCCACCAACUUUCCCUGGGACAUUGAUGAAGCUCUGAGACGCAGACUGGAGAAGAGAAUUUACAUUCCUCUGCCCUCAGCUAAAGGCAGAGUGGAUUUACUCAAGAUCAACCUGAAGGAGCUGGAUCUGGCCAAUGACGUCAACAUGGACAAGAUUGCGGAGCAAAUGCAAGGAUACUCUGGUGCUGACAUCACUAACGUUUGCAGAGAUGCGUCGCUAAUGGCCAUGAGGCGGCGGAUUGAGGGUUUGACACCAGAGGAGAUACGAAACUUACCCAAAGAUGAGAUGCACAUGCCCACUACUAUGGAGGACUUCGAGACGGCAUUGAAGAAAGUGUCCAAAUCUGUAUCCGCUGCUGACCUGGAGAAAUACGAGAAGUGGAUUGCAGAGUUUGGCUCCUGCUGAUGAUGCUAAAGAAACUCUUCCAUCACAUUCGGCACUUUGAAAGACUGAGGGCCAGUUUCAAUGGAGCAUUCCCACCCCAGACCAGCCUCAAGUCAAAGGGGCCUAGAAAAAAAAAUGUAUCUUUUAUGUACAUAUUUAUAGUUUAAUAUUUAAUAAUAAUAGGUUAUCAUUUCUGGCUCACUGAAUACACGUCAAGCUUUUACCUCCUGAACUGAAUUUCACUCCAUGAAUUGUAUUAGUAAGCAUGAAGGGAGAAAUCAUGAGUGUAGGAGAGUCAGAAAAGUUUUGGUGCCCUUAUAACAAACAGCUCCUUCCUGUAGUGUGUACAGACAAUAGUACUGAGGUUCUAAGCACAGUAAUGGGCUGUUUGGUUUUUUUAUUGUUUUAUCUGUGCCUAUAAAAUCACUGCCACUGACCAAAGACCAGCAAAUCCUUCUAGAUCCAAAUGCUGCCUUAGGUGAAGCACUAUGCAAGCUAUUCCGUUUACUGUGGUUGAUAUGAGGGCCAAAGUGUCAAGCGCUGGAUCACAGUCUUAACAGUGAUGAGACCAGACUGUCUUAAAGGUGAGUUCGGCACUUUCAGAAACACUAUUGAACUUCUGGUUUCUUUUCAAUAGUGAUAUUCCAUAUGAUUGCCAUGAUCAAGUUGUAAAAAUGACAUAUUUUGUUGAAUAAAUAUUUUUUUAAAUU
Danio aesculapii is the source of this 2343-nucleotide messenger RNA. It is a transcript of the gene katna1, whose product is annotated as katanin p60 (ATPase containing) subunit A 1. Gene Ontology annotation, cellular component: microtubule cytoskeleton. Gene Ontology annotation, molecular function: microtubule binding; ATP binding; microtubule severing ATPase activity. The record is from RefSeq and is a predicted model, not a curated record. Bases 197 to 1654 code for a protein of 485 amino acids. The transcript is spliced from 11 exons. NCBI's taxonomy places the organism in Eukaryota, Metazoa, Chordata, Actinopteri, Cypriniformes, Danionidae. Gene Ontology annotation, biological process: microtubule severing.